Phytophthora sojae is the source of this 1224-nucleotide messenger RNA. RefSeq lists its product as hypothetical. The transcript is spliced from 3 exons. The record is from RefSeq and is a predicted model, not a curated record. NCBI's taxonomy places the organism in Eukaryota, Oomycota, Peronosporomycetes, Peronosporales, Peronosporaceae. The coding region runs from base 1 to 1224 and encodes 407 amino acids.
AUGACAUCCGGUAUCACCAGCACCAAGCACCCAGUCGUGCUGAUCCACGGCGUCUUCGGCUAUGGUAAAACCCGUCCGCUGUGGAAUACCUGGUCACCGUACUGGCCGGAGACGGCCCUGAGCGAGAUGAACCAGAACCACCUCAUGGUGGACGUGGGGGCCUUGUCGUCCGACCACGACCGCGCGUGUGAAGCCUUUUACCAACUGUACGGCGGUCGCGUCGACUACGGGGAGCAGCACAGUCGCGAGGCUGGUCACAACCGCUACGGUGCCACCUUCGGAGGCACCACAGCGCUGGAGCUGUACCAAUUGAUCUGCUCGGACUUCUUCGGUGUCGGUAGCGACUAUCGGUGGGUUGUCAGCCUGGUCUCCAUCGCUGGGCCCCUGACAGGCUCCACGGUGACGCACCUCUUCGGGCUGCACGAGCUGCGCAUGGUACCGUAUUCCCUCGGACACUUCAUUGGAGCAGCGUUGGGGGUCUGGUUCAAGCUGCAAACGGACUGGCCCGUGCUGCGUCGAGUGUUCGACUUCAAGAUGCCGCAGUGGCAGUGCGUGACCUCGUUCCGAGAGAUUCUGUCGCCCUACGGACGCAUCAACGGCUCCACCGACCUGGCAGUCUUCAACAUCCUGCCUCGGGAGCGCAUGAAGCGAAACGCGCAGUUGAUCCACAUGGACAAGAUCUUCCUCGUCUCGGUCGCCACUUCCACACUGGACUACGCCUCAAUCCCCUCGUUGUACGCUCUUCUGUUGGUCAUGCGCCGCCACGUACGGACACUUAACAAGAUUUUUGAGGGCUUUGAUCGGGAGCUGUGGAGUGAAAACGACGGAGCUGUGAAUCUCCACUCGAUGCUGCAACCGUGGACUGCAUUGAUCGACAGCAAGGUAUCCAAGGAAUCCGCCGACAGCGAUACCGAGUCGACGACAUCAACAGCGUCUUCACUCAGUGGCCUGGUCGAAGCAACCGAAGUUGCGGCUUCAACUUCGAAUGAGCUCACUGAGGACCGAAACCUGAACAUCAACCAAACUGGGUCAGACCUAGACCCAACGGAUCCGGUCAACUACUCCGAGCUGAGGCGAGGAAACUGGUACGUCCAUCGCGUCGAGAAGAAUCACAUGGCUGGAACACACUUCGACAGGGACUCGCCGGCACUGUUUCAACGGCUCUUUCGAGUCAUGGCAAACCACUUCGAAAGUACACAAAGCCUCGACAAAGCCAACCUCUGA